Porites lobata is the source of this 900-nucleotide messenger RNA. NCBI's taxonomy places the organism in Eukaryota, Metazoa, Cnidaria, Anthozoa, Scleractinia, Poritidae. The record is from the annotation of a GenBank genome assembly.
AUGCCAUUAUCUUCAUCCGAGUGCAUCACCUGGUUUGCUGUAACCCUUACCGUGUGUGUGGCUAUAGUAACAGUGAACCUUCUAUCAAUCAUUGUUUUUAUAAAAACCCGCAGUCUUCGCACUCGUGCCAUGUACCUAGUUAUAAGCCUGACCGUAGCUGAUAUGUUUGUCGGAGGAUUUUCUCACCUUCAUCCAUUUCAACUCCUCUCACGAUACUCAUGCGACAUUGUGAAAAUGAAAUUAAGCCCGGAACUGAAAGUGAUAAUUUUCUUUCUCUUCCCCUGGUUUCCUCUGACCUCUCUAACAAACAUUGCAGUCAUUUCAUUAGAUCGGAUGCAUGCAACAUUUCGUCCCUUCAGGCAUCGCCUCAUCAAAAAGUGGGUCUACGUGGUAACAAUUGCUGGUGUCUGGGUUUUAGCUGCAAUGGUAUCAACUGCCAUUUUAAUACUUUUCGAACAUGGGAAGGAACCGUUGUAUCGUCUUUACUUCUCGCAAUCAUACUGUUAUUUGUGUCUUUUAGUUAUCUGUGUUUCUUACUCUUCCAUUGUUGUUAAAUUUUUGUGUGGAGCGCAUCCCCAGCACCAUGGUGCAGACAACAGACAAAGGAAACUGACCGUAACAUUAUUCAUAAUGACUAUCGUAUCCUUACUGACGUGGCUACCACGUGGGGUUUUUGUUAUUUUUCUUCGAUUUCAAUCUUUUACUAGUAUCACGGAAUUCCCUUCUUCCGAGAAAUUAGUACGUUUGAAGUUUUCUUUAAUCAUUCUAUCUUUUAUGAACUCGCUUGUUAAUCCCAUCGUUUACACAAUCAGAAUUCCAGAGUUUAGGAAAGCUCUCCUGCUGUUAUUUAAACGUCAACGAAGACAAAAUGCCCGAGAUAUUCCUCUUCAUGCGCUUUAA